Symbiodinium natans is the source of this 744-nucleotide messenger RNA. NCBI's taxonomy places the organism in Eukaryota, Dinophyceae, Suessiales, Symbiodiniaceae. The record is from the annotation of a GenBank genome assembly.
AUGGCGGUCGACGCCAUCAACUGCACCAACAUCAGUACGGACACCGUCACGGUCACAACGGACACGAACGAUACCAACGGCACCAACGACACAAACGACACGAACGACACGAACAACACUGCCGCCCGUCGACUUCAAGCAUCGAGCCCGUGCACGAUGGCUUCCGUGGCCCAAGUCGGUCUGGAUAGCGCAGCCUACUUCCACGACUGCACCAACAAGGCCCAUGAUGAGGUGUGCAUCGCUCACUGCGCGCAAGGCUGGAAUAUGACUCAGGAGGAGCCAUCCAUUUUCGUUUGCAAGAGUGGCUUCUUGGUUGGUGCGUCGCUGCCAACAUGCGUCCCGCUCCCGUGCAGCUACUCUUUCCCUGAUGGCUUGGGUGUACGGCACAACUGCCUGGGCGUCCGUUCUGCGGAGUCUUGCGAGGCGACGUGCACCGAGGCAGGGUACACCUACGCUGCCGGCGCUUCUGCCGAAACCUGGACAUGUUUGCCCACAGGGAGUCUCGACGGGCAGGUCCCUACAUGUGAGAGAAUCGCCUGUGUCGACUUGGCCAUCAACACAAUGUACUCUCACAACUGCCAAGGAAAGCGCUUCGAGGACACCUGUUCCGUGGGCUGCGGACCAGGUUUUACGCUCUCCGGCACGGCUGCGCAGUACCAGUGCCAGGCCGACGGCAACAUCACCGGCUCACUUCCCACCUGCUUGGGCAAUCCGCUCCUUGUCCUGGGAAGCUAUGAAACCUAG